Messenger RNA from Eptesicus fuscus (big brown bat), 2343 nucleotides. RefSeq names its product pleckstrin and Sec7 domain containing 2 (gene PSD2). NCBI's taxonomy places the organism in Eukaryota, Metazoa, Chordata, Mammalia, Chiroptera, Vespertilionidae. Bases 16 to 2343 code for a protein of 775 amino acids. Gene Ontology annotation, biological process: regulation of ARF protein signal transduction. The record is from RefSeq and is a predicted model, not a curated record. Gene Ontology annotation, molecular function: protein binding; phospholipid binding; guanyl-nucleotide exchange factor activity. The transcript is spliced from 15 exons.
AGAGCAGUGCCUGCCAUGGAUGAGGAUAAGCUCCCAUCUGUACUGCCUGGGGAAGAUGGUGCCACCCGGGACCCCAGCCUGGAGUCUGAGGAGGAGCCCCCAGUCCAGAAUGGAAUGGCAGCCAGCGAGGACCUGAAUAGUAGCCAUGACAGCCCAGGACGUGAGAUAAGGAGCACCCUGGUGGACACUGAGGAGCCCACAAAGGGCCCGGACAUGGCCCUCCACGGCCUCAGCCUUGGCCUCUCCCUCACCAAUGGUCUAGUCCUGGGGCCAGACUCGAACAUUCUCGAUGAUUCUACGGGGUCCAGGCCCUGGAGGGCGGGUGGGCUAGCAGGAGAAGAUGCCUCCCGGAGCUUUUGUCCAGACACUGAGGACCCUCAAUCAGGGCUGGGUGGCCCUGGAGAGCCAGAUGUACGGGACGGCUUCAGUGCCACGUUUGAGAAGAUUGUGGAGUCGGAACUGCUACGGGGCACCCAGUACAGCAGCCUCGACUCCCUAGACGUGCUGAGCCUCACGGACGAGAGCGACAGCUGUGUCAGCUUUGAGGCUCCCCUUACACCCCUCAUCCAGCAGCGGGCCCGUGACAGCCCCGAGCCAGGGAGUUCUUUGGGCAUUGGGGACAUGGGGCCCGAAGGGGACAUGGGAGCAGCUGGCGGUGAUGGGGAGCUGGGCAGCCCCCUGCGGCGUUCCAUCUCCAGCAGCCGCUCAGAGAACGUCCUGAGCUGCCUGUCUCUCACGGCCGUGCCCAAUGGCUUCCAUGAAGAUGGACUCCAGGGCCCAGGUGGGGAGGAGGAGGAGGACGAGGAGGAGGACACGGACAAGCUGCUGAACUCGACCAGUGACCCCAGCCUCAAGGAUGGCCUGUCCGACUCCGACUCAGAGCUGAGCAGCUCGGAAGGGCUGGAGCCUGGCAGCACAGAUGCGCUGGCCAACGGGUGCCAGGGGGUCAGUGAGGCUGCUCGCCGGCUGGCUCGCCGCCUCUACCACCUCGAGGGCUUCCAGCGCUGUGACGUCGCCCGGCAGCUGGGCAAGAACAACGAGUUCAGCAGGCUGGUGGCCGGGGAGUACCUCAGCUUCUUCGACUUCUCAGGCCUGACUCUGGACAGAGCGCUCAGAACCUUCCUGAAGGCCUUCCCGCUGAUGGGGGAGACGCAGGAGCGAGAGCGGGUCCUCACUCACUUCUCUCGCCGGUACUGCCAGUGCAACCCUGAUGACAGCACCUCGGAAGAUGGGAUCCACACGCUCACCUGUGCCCUGAUGCUGCUCAACACGGACCUGCAUGGACAUGUGAACAUUGGCAAGAAGAUGUCCUGCCAGCAAUUCAUUGCCAACUUGGACCACCUGAAUGAUGGCCAAGACUUUGCCAAAGACCUGCUGAAGGCCCUUUACAACUCCAUCAAGAAUGAAAAGCUGGAAUGGGCCAUUGACGAGGAUGAGCUGAGGAAAUCACUGUCUGAGCUGGUGGAUGACAAGUUUGGGACCGGCACAAAGAAGGUGACACGGAUCCUGGAUGGUGGCAACCCCUUCCUGGAUGUCCCACAGGCUCUCAGCGCUACCACCUACAAGCAUGGUGUGCUGACCCGGAAGACCCACGCUGACAUGGAUGGCAAGAGGACGCCCCGUGGGAGGCGUGGCUGGAAGAAAUUCUAUGCGGUGCUCAAAGGGACCAUCCUGUACCUGCAGAAGGAUGAGUACAGGCCUGACAAAGCUCUGUCUGAGGGUGACUUGAAGAACGCCAUUCGCGUGCACCAUGCUCUGGCCACCCGGGCCUCUGACUACAGCAAGAAGUCCAACGUGCUCAAGCUGAAGACAGCUGACUGGAGGGUCUUCCUGUUCCAGGCACCGAGCAAAGAGGAAAUGCUGUCCUGGAUCCUUAGGAUCAACCUGGUGGCCGCCAUCUUCUCAGCCCCGGCCUUCCCAGCUGCUGUCAGCUCCAUGAAGAAGUUCUGUCGGCCCCUGCUGCCCUCCUGCACCACUCGCCUCUGCCAGGAGGAGCAGCUGCGUUCUCAUGAGAAUAAGUUGAGGCAGGUGACUGCAGAGCUGGCUGAGCACAGGUGUCACCCAGUGGAGAGGGGCCACAAAUCCAAGGAGGCGGAGGAGAGCCGGCUGAAGGAGCACUAUCUCACAUUCGAGAAAAGCCGUUAUGAGACCUAUAUCCACCUCCUGGCCGUGAAAAUCAAAGUGGGCUCGGAUGACCUGGAGCGGAUUGAGUCCCGGCUGGCCACCCUGGAAGGGGAGGACCCUUCCCUCCGAAAGACACACUCAAGCCCUGCCCUCAGCCAGGGCCAUGGAACUGUGACUGGCAGCAAAGCCACGAAGGAUACCACUGGACCUGAAACUUAG